AGAAUCCCUCCUAUGCCAUACUCAAAUAGUUAUCUAGCCUCUACUUGGAGACUUUCAUUAAGAGGGGAUCCACUUCUUGAGGCAGCCCAUCCUGCCAUUGGAUAGUUCAAAUUGUUGGGAAAUUUUCCAACAUUGUAAUGCCCAAAUUUGCCUUUCUGCAAUUUGUAUUCAUUGCUUCCAACGGCAGUCCUUCAAAUAUCUGAACACAGACACAUCUAUCACAUCCCUCAUAAGGCUUCUCUUUUCUAGGGUGUCUCCCUGGGUCCUUUAACAGAUUCUCACAUGACACGGAUUCAAGGCCCUUCACCAUCCUGGUUAUCCUUGGAUACUCCUCAGCUUUUCCACAUCAAACUGUGGCUCCCAGAACUGAACUUAAUAUUUCACAUAUGGUCUGAUUAAAGCAAAUAAGGUGCUUUUCUAUCUUACAGUUAUGGGUUUCUAGUCUAUCUCCUCUUUUCUCACAGAAUCUGAAAAGCUUCCUUCCAUACUUAAAAAAAAAACCAACAACCCCAAAUCAUCUUACCUUCUACCUUAGUAUUGAUUCUAAGACAGACUUGUCCAGGGUCACAUAGCUAGUAUGAGGCUACAUUUGAACCCAGGUCCUUCCAAUCCAGGCCUGGUGCUUUAUCCACUGUAUUACCUAGCUGCACUCUUUCUUCAUAUACUCUUUAGGACCAAGCCUCUUUACAUUACUCAGUGCUUUAAGCCCUACUGAUUUCCUUCUCUUUUGAACAUCUAUAUCACUGUGUACCAUUAAUUUUGGUAUUUAGUGUCAAUACAAAGCUGUUUAAAUGUUUUCCAGCAGAUUGUAAACUUUGAGGAUCAGGUUGUAUCAUAACUGCAUCUGGAGAGAUAAACUAGCACAAGCCUGGCCACAUAAAACCCACUAACCUCUUGCUGCAUUAUGCAUAAAUGAAAAAAUACUAUCACCCUUCAGUAGUUACUCUCCCUCCCGCUUCUCCCUUUCCUUCUUUUGCCUCACAAAUAAUUGCUUUAUUCUUCCACAGUGCAUCAGAUUGCUUCCAUUUCCAUCAGAAUAGGGUCUCUGAAGACAGAAACUGCAUUAGCCUCCUUGGACCAAGGGUUCUGAGGGGCACAGAUAAAAGCUGCUCAGGACAGGGAUGGGAUCCUAUCCCUUCUCCCUACUGACAAAGGUGCCCUCUAAAUAAGGGGUGUAAUGAUUUAGACUUUGUGUCCUCCCUAAUAAUGCAUGUAAACAGCCCUCACUUCUCCUGUAAGUUAGGUCGUAUAAGAAGUAUUAUCCCCAUUUUUAAAGAGAAAAUUGUGGCUUGGAGAUUGAACUCAGAUUUUCUGGGUGCAAGGAUCAUACAUCACCCUACCUCUGGGAUAAGGCUGUGGCUGCAUCAGGAUGAUUCAUGCUGGCCUGUGAGGUAGAGGAGCUACAGCACAUAGGGGGUUGUUGGGCUCUGCUGACUCUAAGACAACUCUCCCCUUCUCCCAAGUCCCUCCCCUUGCCCCACCCACUGGCCCAUGUGGUUCCCUGUAGCCCUGGACACAACAGGCACACAAAAGGCCAGUGCCUGAGAAGACAGCCUUUUUCUAAUCCAAGGCCAUGGCCAGCUCUGCCUUCCCCCCAGGGCUACCACCUCGGGGUCCUUAUUACAUCCCAGGGUAAGGCCUCCCCUACCUAAGGUGGUGGGGGAUUGAGUGGGGUGUGUAGGUGGGGGUGGCAGUGUAAAAUCAGUGAUGUCAGGUCUAGAAAAUAAACUGGGGUGCAAGGACUCUGGGCUGGAGGACAGGGACAGAAUGGCAGAGAAGUUAUGAGAGCAGUCACUUGGUCUCCAUUCCCAGGAGCAUGUUGUCAUCUCCUUGGUAACAGUCAGGGAAUAUGGCUACCAAGUAUUAAGGGCCAAGGGCCCUCCCUCUGACAUGGGCAUUCUUUUUCCUCCUCCCAGCUUCCUCAAUCUGAAAACAAAAAUGAAAUCCCAGUGCACUCACCUGUCCCUUGGAUGCAAAGGGACAGUUGAGACUUUGAUAAAUUGUUUUCUUCUGCUUCCAUGGAGAGAGGAAGUGGUGUGGGGGGUAUGGUGAUAUCUGAUAGAUGUAAGGAUCAUCAAGAGGGAAGUUUGCUGCAACAGGAGAAUAUGGUGGUGUUGGGAGGAUGUGAGCGACAGGGACUGAGUGGAUGGACUCUACACUGUAGGUAUACUGGACACUGCCCACAACUUGGAUUCUGCCUGGGUCAGACCUAUGGACGAUCAACGGGACACCUGCUGCGGUAUGGUCCCUCUGGCCUAGCCUGGCCCCCUGCCCACCGCAUACUUCUGCCCCCAAUCAAUACUGUUGGAUCUCUUAAGGCAGAAGAGCCUCCCUGGCACGGACAUGAGAGGAUCAACUCUAGCAUGAUCCCGGGGUACACAGGCUUUGUGCCCCGGUCUCAGCACAUCUUUGCCAAGAGAUGCACCCAGGUCUGGGCUGAAGCUUUAAGGGACUUCACCAGCCAGGCAGGUAGAGGGUAUAAAGAGCUGCCAGUGGUUCAGAAGGAGGAGCUGGAGUCCAAGACAGAGGAUGAGAAGGAAUCUGAACCAGAAAAGUGCCUGAGGCUGGAACAGAAACCAGGGGAAAAUCCCAAAACUUCCCCCUAUUCCAUGGAUGACAAAGAUCCUGGCAAAUUCUUCAUCUCAGGAUUUACUGGAUAUGUUCCCCGAGCCCGUUUCCUCUUCGGCUAUAGUUACCCUGUCCUCACCAAUCAGGCCCUGCAGGAAUUUGGGCAGAUGUGCCCAGUGGUCAGGGGUCAAAGGGGCCAUAAUACUCUUCCCACUCUUUCUAAGACUAACUCACAAGACUUAAGCAUAAUGCCCUACUAUAGGGGUUAUGUGCCAGGAGAGACCUGGGCUGGGAUGGGGGGGAGGAAAGACUUGGGGACAGGACAGUAAAGGUCCUAAAAGCCUGAGUAAAGCAGGUUGGGGCUGCUAUAGGACACCAGAUGGGGUGGACAGAGCAUCAGAGGGAGUCACAAAUAAUCUCAUUUUGCAAAUGAGUAAACUAAGGCAUCAAAAGAGAAUUAGCCUAAAGCCUAAGUUAGGGCAGAUCUGAGGUGUCUAUAGGUUGUUUGCCUAUUGAUCGGCAAGUAGUCCUGGGGGAAUUUAGGAAUGGAAAGGAACAGAGCCUAGUAAACACCCUAGUUGAGGGAAAUGCCUUCAAGGUACACACCACAUGGCCCUUGUUAUUUUCUAGGGGCUCCUAGUCACUUUUGUGUCUGCACUGUGUGAUGGCCUAUCUUGGCUUCACAGGCUAUAAGUUCCAGUUUGGCCAGACCUAUGAGACUCUCAUCCAUGAUGCUCUGGGACUCAGAACCCAGUAGAAAUAGCUCCAUUUUCACUCUCCCCAAAGCCAGUCAUGCUGAAGGAGGUGGGGAGAGAUGUCUGAGGAUAGGGGAGGAGCAGGGUCAGAGGCUGAGCACCUUUUUUAUUAAUAUGCAUAAUAAAUAAAUAAAUAAA
Molecule: messenger RNA, 3461 nt
Organism: Monodelphis domestica (gray short-tailed opossum)
Lineage: Eukaryota; Metazoa; Chordata; Mammalia; Didelphimorphia; Didelphidae
Gene: CIMIP2B
Product: ciliary microtubule inner protein 2B
Source: RefSeq, a predicted model, not a curated record